UUGGCUUUGUAAGACACCUGUCUCUAGACUCUCCGUGCUAUACGACAAUUCACUGCAAACGAAGGCGUUACUCAGGCUGGAAGUGUGCUUUGGAAGAAACACACUCUGGAAGAAUGAUGCAGAUGUUGGGCCUCCUUAUCAUUGUCAUCUCAGUGACAUUAUGUGAUGCACAAUGCUGGCAGAAAAUAACUGAAUCUGAUGGACAAGGCUGCACUGAUGAGAACGGAGUGCUACAUGAAUUCAACUCCAAAUGGAAAACGAAGGAUUGCCAGAGCUGUAGCUGUGGCAAGGAAACGAUGCAGUGCUGCAGCCUCAUUGCCACCCCUGUUGACUACGACAAAGAGAAAUGUGAAAGUAUAUUCUACGAGGAGACCUGUAGCUACAAAGUGGUGGAGAAGGCUGACCCCUCUAAGCUCUGCGAGGUCCAUGGUUUUGUGGGCUAACAAACAACCCAUUCAGAAUCAAGAUUGGCAUCUGGGCAAAUCCUUUUGGAUCACAGUUGUUUUUAAGCAUCCUUAAGCAAUUCAGUGUGUGAGAAUACCAGCACUGUAUUUGAUUCUAGGGUAUUUCCGUUACUAUCUGCGGUAGCAUAAUCGAGCUAUGAGCACAGGUCUUGUAACUUCUUUUCUGAUGAUCAUUUGAUUAAAAUAAACUG
Chelonoidis abingdonii (Abingdon island giant tortoise) is the source of this 655-nucleotide messenger RNA. RefSeq names its product beta-microseminoprotein-like. The record is from RefSeq and is a predicted model, not a curated record. NCBI's taxonomy places the organism in Eukaryota, Metazoa, Chordata, Testudines, Testudinidae.